AUGGAAACUCGGCUGAUCUACAUCCUCCUCUUCAUGCCAUUGUUGAAACAGCUGGUAACGAAGGCAAACCCUCGAACUGAUAUCGUCGCAAGGAUUUGUGGAAAUGUGACAUCAAACGAUAGCAGGCUGUACGUCGAUGAAUUCACAAAGACUCUGAAAAUAAUCAAAGACGAAAUUUACAUGAAUGGUUUUGGGACAGCGGUCGUGGGAGAAGGCCUACAGCAGAUCUAUGUCAUGGCUCAGUGCCACGGCGACCUAACAUACGACGACUGCGUCAUCUGCACCAACUUCUGCCUCACCCUCCUCCCGGGUUGCUUCCCCAAGACCGCCGGACGCAUUUAUCUCGACGGUUGUUUCGCCAGGUUCGACAGUUACGAUUUUUUCAACGAGAGCGUCUUACCCUCAGACUCCUCAGUAUGCGGAAUGACGGAGUCUACUACGCCAAUAGAUUUUAACGCCACCAUCAAGCUACUGCUCGAUAGAGUGGUGAAGAUAGCAGUUACCAACCAUGGGUAUGGAGACGGAUCUGAGAGAUGGGGCUCUGGAUCAGUAUUUGCACUUGCAAAUUGCUGGAAGACGCUGAAUGAGGAGUCCUGCUUGUCUUGCCUGCAAAACGCUGCAACCAACAUCCUCACUUGUCUGCCGUCGACGGAAGGCCGUGCAGUUGAUGCUGGCUGCUUCUUAAGAUACUCCGAUUAUAAAUUUUUGAACGACAACGAAGAUCUCUUCUCAAGAAAAGGAUCUCUUUUUUCAUUCACCACCUUCGUUUUUGUUUUUGCUACUGUCUGCAUACUCUCUAUCUUCGUGGGGAUCUGCCUGGGUGAUGUCAUCUACAAAGGUCUACAUAGGCAGAGAAGAAGGAAAGCAGAAUUGGACGUGGUGGAGACUUCAAUGUUCGCGAGGACCAUGCAUUUCAAGUACUCGACCUUGGAGAAGGCAACAGACUACUUCAGUCAAGCUAACAAACUUGGUAAUGGAGGAUAUGGAGAGGUAUUCAAGGGAACUCUAGGAGACGGUAGGGAAAUAGCAAUCAAGCGGCUGUAUGUGAACUACUUCAAUCGUAAUCAGGAGAUCCACAAUGAGAUUAACAUCAUUAGUCGGGCAACCCACAGGAACUUGGCUCGUUUCCUGGGUUUCUGCAUCACCAACGAAGUUAGUCUCCUUAUUUACGAAUUUGUACCUAACAAAAGCCUCGAUUGUUACAUAUUUGACCCAGAAAAGAAGAAAGAAUUGGACUGGAACAAAAGGCUGAAUAUAAUCAUGGGAACAGCUGAGGGCCUAGAAUAUCUUCACAAACGGUGUGAUGUGACGAUUGUUCACAGAGAUGUCAAGGCAAGUAACAUCUUGCUAGACUUGCGUUAUAGACCCAAGAUUGCAGAUUUUGGUCUAGCUAGAUUUUGCAGCACUACUACUGAAAAGACCACCGAGAACUCUGCUAAUAUUGCAGGCACAUUGGGAUACAUGGCUCCUGAGUACAUUACUCGUGGGCUUCUAACAGACAAAGCAGAUGUGUACAGCUUUGGAAUUCUGAUACUGGAAAUCGUCGGUGGAAUUCAGAAUAACAAAUUCCAGCCAGAUAAUUCCCUCGACACCCUAGUUACCUGUGCAUGGCGGCACUUUCAGUCGAAUACGGUAUCAGAAAUCAUAGAUGAGAGCCUGGAGAUUGAAGACAUAGAAGAAGUCACAAGGAUUGUUCAAGUGGGUCUUCUGUGCACUCAAGAAUCUCUGAUGUUGCGCCCUGAAAUGACAGAGGUAAUCCAAAUGAUCAAACGAAAAGAUUUGGAAAUCCCCAGGCCUUCCAAGCCUCCUUUUAUUUGUGAACCCUUAAACGCCUCAGGCCUACACUCUUCCCCAUCAUCUAAUACGUGUACUGACUAUAGAUAG
This is a messenger RNA of Nelumbo nucifera (sacred lotus), 1884 nucleotides long. RefSeq names its product cysteine-rich receptor-like protein kinase 46. The record is from RefSeq and is a predicted model, not a curated record. NCBI's taxonomy places the organism in Eukaryota, Viridiplantae, Streptophyta, Magnoliopsida, Proteales, Nelumbonaceae. Gene Ontology annotation, biological process: protein phosphorylation. Gene Ontology annotation, molecular function: ATP binding; protein kinase activity.